This is a messenger RNA of Coccinella septempunctata (seven-spotted ladybird), 4266 nucleotides long. RefSeq names its product neuronal acetylcholine receptor subunit alpha-7 (gene nAChRalpha6). Gene Ontology annotation, biological process: nervous system process; monoatomic ion transmembrane transport; regulation of membrane potential. Gene Ontology annotation, molecular function: transmembrane signaling receptor activity; acetylcholine-gated monoatomic cation-selective channel activity. Bases 468 to 1919 code for a protein of 483 amino acids. Lineage: Eukaryota; Metazoa; Arthropoda; Insecta; Coleoptera; Coccinellidae. The transcript has 10 exons. The record is from RefSeq and is a predicted model, not a curated record. Gene Ontology annotation, cellular component: neuron projection; synapse; postsynaptic membrane.
UGUCAUGAUGCUCAUGAACGCGUUUCCAUUCAGCCGGAUUAUUAUUGUUAUUCGCGAUUUCACUACGAAGUUAAUCAUUUUCAAUUGAAAGUAAAAAGUGUUUACGACCUCAUCUGAAUCAAAGUCAUCAACUGUCGCAUCAGCUCAUUUACUCGAAUUCGCAUAAAUGCACCGUUCUGUUGUUCUUCAGGUGAACAGUUCUACAUCGUUCUCCUUUUCCGUGAUUGAUUUUCAAUACGAGCCGGUCCCAAUUGUAUUUUCUGGAACGAAAUUCAAGCCGAUACACCAGGUUAAGCUAAUAAAUCUGCAGUCUUGGAUACGAGGAACGUCCACAUCUACUAAACAAUGAAUGAAGAGAGGAACCCUAAUAUAUUAUCCAGAGACAGGGUAAUUUUAGCAUGUGUACCAGUACUCACACCAGGAUCAGUGCUUCAGUUUAAGGUUGUUUCUCAAGAUCGCACGAUGUAAUGAUUACUUAUUCACAUAUACAGGAUACGCAACAGGGUCCGCAUGAGAAGAGAUUGCUCAACAACCUGCUUGGCGUCUACAACGUUCUCGAGAGGCCUGUAGCCAACGAGUCGGAAGCAUUGGAAGUUAAGUUCGGCCUAACAUUGCAGCAAAUUAUAGAUGUGGACGAGAAGAAUCAACUCCUAAUAACAAAUAUUUGGCUUUCUUUGGAAUGGAAUGACUAUAACCUCCGUUGGAAUGAAUCCGAAUAUGGAGGUGUCAAAGAUUUGAGAAUAACUCCGAACAAACUUUGGAAACCCGACGUUCUCAUGUAUAACAGUGCUGAUGAGGGUUUCGAUGGGACAUACCAAACAAACAUUGUGGUCAAACAUAACGGCAACUGCUUGUACGUCCCUCCGGGGAUCUUCAAGAGCACAUGCAAGAUAGACAUUACGUGGUUCCCAUUCGACGAUCAACACUGUGACAUGAAGUUUGGUAGUUGGACCCAUGACGGUAACCAGCUUGAUUUGGUUCUCAACUCUGAAGAUGGAGGAGAUCUUUCCGACUUUAUCACCAAUGGUGAAUGGUAUCUUAUUGGUAUGCCCGGAAAGAAGAACACCAUCGUGUAUCAAUGCUGUCCAGAACCGUACGUGGAUGUGACAUUCACCAUUCAAAUUCGAAGACGUACCUUAUACUACUUCUUCAACCUCAUAGUUCCUUGCGUGCUGAUCUCGUCGAUGGCGUUACUUGGAUUCACCUUACCGCCAGAUUCUGGGGAGAAAUUAACACUAGGAGUGACCAUCUUGCUCUCAUUGACUGUGUUCCUGAACCUAGUGGCAGAAACCUUGCCUCAAGUAUCUGACGCCAUUCCUUUGUUAGGCACCUACUUCAAUUGCAUCAUGUUCAUGGUAGCUUCAUCAGUUGUUCUGACGGUAGUAGUCCUCAAUUAUCAUCAUCGAAAGCCAGAUAUUCACGAAAUGCCACAGUGGAUCAAGACAGUUUUUCUACAGUGGCUCCCUUGGAUAUUACGAAUGAGUAGGCCUGGUAAAAAAAUAACUAGGAAAAGUAUUCUGAUGAAUAGUCGUAUGAAAGAGUUAGAACUGAAGGAACGUUCCUCGAAAAGUCUGCUGGCUAACGUACUGGACAUCAACGAUGACUUCAGAAACGUGUCUGGCGGCAACAACUCCUCCAUGACCACAAGUCUCGGUGGCGGUUUCUUGAGACAGCCGACAACAAUAGAAGAUGCAGCUAUGCCGAACACUGGAAGCCAACGCGACCUCCAGCACAUCCUGCGCGAAUUGCAGUUCAUCACCAACCGCAUGAAGAAGUCUGACGAAGAGGCAGAGGUGAUAAGUGACUGGAAAUUUGCCGCCAUGGUGGUUGAUCGGUUUUGUCUGAUCAUAUUCACAAUGUUCACUAUAAUAGCUACUGUAUUUGUUCUUCUAUCGGCACCACACAUAAUAGUGCAAUAGGAUAAGGCAGUAUGGACACUGAAAGACUCCCUUAUGCUCGAAGCCAUCAGUCUUCUGCUCUAACGUGGGAGGGGGGGAGGCAUAGGUGUGCAGGCUACUUUGCAUUACGUUGCUCUAAGUAAAAAGGUCGAUCGUUUUGAUUAUCUAACGAAUACAAUCAAACUUUGUGGAUUCGUAAUCAAUUAUUGUACCUAUUGCAUAAUCAAUUGUAGUUUUAAAGCGUAUUUAAUCAAGAACAUGGCCUUCAGCAAACGGAUGCCUCGAUCCAAUGAAGGACUCACAAUUCAAUCCAAACUUUACACAAUACACUCAAUAUACACAUCUACACGCUGACCAAAACGGAUCAGCAUUUACUACCAGAAGAAAUUAAACCUUAUUUCUACAUGAAGACCAAUUAUACACCUUGAUACUUUAACCAGACAAUAGUAGCCUUAUUAGCAUCGAGUCAAUUACUUCGGCAACCAUUGGUUGUAGUUUUUAUUCCUUGUUACGAAAUAUCUUUCUAAAAACAUUCCGAAUGAUAGAUAAAUGAUCUUAAACCAUUAGUGAUAAACUGGAAUCUACAACUCCUUCAUCACUGUUCUUCCAACUCCAGUUGAGUUGCUCCACAGUGCAGGAAGAGCCACUCAACUACAGAAGAGCAAGGUUGAAAUAAGCGAGUUGUGCUUUUUUUAUAAAUUAAAAAAAUAAUAGACUUUGAUUGCGGUCGAACGUUUGGGUUGGCCAUGUUCGAGGAUUCUCCAUUAAAAUGUUGUUUAAAAACAUGACCGAAGUAAGAGUUGCUUAACUCUUUGACAGUAAAAAAAAAAUAUACACGUGCAGUCGUGGUGAACAAUUAGUAUAAAACGGUGUGUCAGAUGUACCACACUCUGAUUCUUUGUGUAUAUACAGAUAUUUCAUUCAGUCGAUUAAAAUUAAAUGUAGGACGUAUUUAAAAUGAGCUUCGUGGAUGGAUGAAAUGGAAGUUAGAUGGAAUUUAGAUAUGUAUAUCGUGGUAAUGUUCUUUAUACUUUUAUAAUGCAUAUUUCAUUCGUUAGUAUAUUGUUAAAUUGUUGUAACAUAUUCCAACUGCUAAGCAGUUUUUUGUUGGGAACAAAUUUAAUGUAAGUCUGUAAGCAGGUAGGAACGACCUUUUUCCUUAGCCAAUAGAAAAUCAACGACAACAAUUGAAUGGUCUCGAAAAUCUACAUUGGGUACCUGAACUCUGGUGUGGGGUAUUAAAAAGAGGAAUGUUCGUUAGCCCCCUGUAAGAGUCCACUUAGAUGAUAUAAUUGUGAUCAACUGGCAAGUUAACUGAUGAAGAAAACCUUUAAUGAUCAGUUAUAGAUUAUUAUUAGUAUAAAUAUAAUAUAUAUUGAAUGAUCCGUAUUUGCGGGUUAGAGACGCUCUAAGGCGCCCGUUUUGUACUCGGUCAUCGUCCUGGUCAAGUUGGCGGGCAACAAGUCAAGCCGGUCGAAAAAGGACUGUCGCCCGGUUACUACCAGAGGACGCAAAAAGCUGUGCGAUGACUUGUGCUCGGCUCAAUUUUACAUUGCUCACAAUGAUGAUUUGAGAAGAAUGAUGUUGUCUUCCUAUUAUUACUCAUUUCGUAUAGUGUUUUUUAAACAUUCAAGCCUAGCACAUGUCAGAAUCCAUUUUAUAUCACAUAAACAUUUUUAAUAUCAUAUUCGAAAUAAAUUGCAACUUUGUAAACCGGUAUCGGUUAGGUGAUACAACAUUGUCCUAAAUGAAUAACAUCUCUUAUCACAUUUUCGAUAAAUUUUAGGAAUUUCUUUCGGCAUAUUUCGGAAAUACCUAAAAAAAAAACAGCAUUGAAUCGAUCACAUAUCCUUUGGCAGACUAAGGAAUUGCUCACUACUGCAGAGGUAAAGACUAUUUCGCUGACGAAGGUAUUGCUUCUUUGAAACCAGUAUCCAGACAACUAUUCAAAAAUGAUCAAGAACGAACAAUUGAAUACCUAUUCGAAAGCUCUAGAAUUCGCAAAUUGCAUUGUCCACUUUCAUUAGUUUAGAUCGUCGUCAUAAUAGUCGAUCUUUAGUCAAACUAUAUCAGUAAUACUAGAGUUUAUAUCCAUGAGCUUAGUUUUGUUCUAAAAACCAACUGCUCAGAUAAAUCCAAUUUUGCUACCAUAUUUCCUAAUGAAAACUCAAAUCGUGUCCGCUGAAAAAGCAACUAGGAAAUUAAAACAUUGACUGUCAAAUAUGGAUAGUAUGUUUUUUGAGAUCUUUAUUUGUAGCCUGUAACCCCAAAAAAUAUCAUUGUAUUCGUUUUUGCUGCCAUGUAUUGUUUUGUCAUAUGUAUAAUCAUUCAUUGUGGAAGUUAUGUCGAAAUAAAUCAAUAUUUUGCA